UUUGUUGGUGAAGAAGGGUCGGACUUUGGCGGGGUGAGACGCGAAUGGUAUCAUCUGAUCACGUUGGAGUUGGUUAAGCCGGAGUAUGGAUUGUUUGAAUUCAGCGAUGAAUCUUACCUCUAUCAGCUCGCAAGCCACAUCGACUCCAAGCUCCUCGACUUCUUCUCUUUCGCCGGGAAGAUUCUCGCCAAGUGCAUCGUCGACCAGCAGAUUUGCAGCGUUCAGUUCACGACGGCUGUCUACAAGAAACUUCUGCUGCUCCCGUUCACGGUGGAAGACUUGGAGUCAGUUGAUCGAGAGUUGUAUCACUCCCUCGAGUGGGUCCUGGAGUGCAAUGCAGAUGAAGAGGAUCUUGCCAUGUAUAUGUGUGUGGAUACAACGGAUGUGGAUGGCAACUAUAUCACGAUCGAUCUCGUGGAGGGAGGCCGAGACAUCCCGGUGACGGAGGCCAACAAGCAUCAGUUCGUGCAGAAGAUGAUCAACUGGCGCCUCGUCGACCGCGUUGCCGUCCAGACCGACGCCUUCGUCGCCGGCUUCCACUCCGUCCUGCCCCUCGAGUACCUCCAGCCCUUCUCGGCCGGCGACCUUGAGCUCCUCCUGUGCGGCUCGACUGAGAUCGACAUCGAGGACUGGAAGGUGAACACGCUCUACAAGUCAGGCUACAGCAGCGAAUCCGACAUCGUCGGCUGGUUCUGGGAGCUCGUGAGGAAGAUGGACAACGUGGAGCGGAUGCGCCUCCUCCAGUUCGUGACCGGCACCACCGCCAUCCCCAGCAGAGGCUUCGCGCAUCUCCAGGGGUCAGACGGGGAGAGGAGGUUCAGCAUCAUGAGGGUUGUGGAUACGAGGAGGCUGCCGCAGGCGCACACUUGCUUCAACGAGCUUGUGCUGCCUGAGUACGCCACCCAGGAUGAGUUCGAGGCGAAGCUGCUUAAGGCGAUGGAGCAUGUCAACGAUGGGAUUCUCCUGCGUUGA
Molecule: messenger RNA, 972 nt
Organism: Guillardia theta CCMP2712
Lineage: Eukaryota; Cryptophyceae; Pyrenomonadales; Geminigeraceae
Exons: 6
Molecular function (GO): ubiquitin-protein transferase activity
Source: RefSeq, a predicted model, not a curated record